GAAUAAAUACAUAGAAAUUGAAAAAUUAGUUAGACUGGCACAGGCAACAGCAAAAGUAGCUCGGUAUUUCCACUUCUAUCGGUCCUCUCAACCCCCACUAAAUGGACUAAAGUGUUUCGCAUGCGUGGAUCUCGCUAGCAUCUUUUGUUAAACCCAGCUCGCACUGAUAAUCGAUUUUGAACCAAAACAACAAGCCAUGAAAGGUAAACGUUGCGCAAGUAUUGGAAGUCAUGAAAGGGAUGAUGAAGGGGAAGAAUUAGAACCGGAGCACUUGGAAGUGGAGCAUGUGCUUGGUGAUGUAAUGUGGGUCAGGCGCGAUGAUGAUGGCACAUGGUGGCCUGCAGUGGUUGUUAAUAACAACAAUAUCAGUGAGACCAGUAAACCUCGUAAUAGUUCAAUGGGAGAUGUUCUUGUUAGGCUAUACGGAAGCUAUCAAUACUUUUAUGCGGAUCCAGUUAAAUGUCGUUCCGAGUUUGAGAUUACACUCAAGGAGAAUGGUGGUUGUUAUAGUGAAAUGUUUGUGGAAGCUUUAGAGCAGGAUCUUCCUCAAUCAAAAUCUGGCCAAUCAAAGGGAAAAGGAUCCAAUUCUAAAGGCACUUCAAAUGGAAGAGCCAGUGCUUCUAAAGUCAAGAAUUCCAAUCAAAAUCGAGUGAACUGUGAGAUAGAAUCCUCAAAUCAUGCUAGAAUCUCCCCAAGGAAACAAAUCAAUAUGAAUACACCGCAAAGGAAGAUGAAGGAUGACAAUUUUCUUUCAAAAGUUGUUGAGGAAGCCAUUAGUAAGGUCUCCAAUCAAGAUGGGUUGGAAAAGGAACUUAAAUUUGAUAGCCCAAACACUGAAGGGAAUUCAAAAAGAGAAACACCUAAGCAAGAUGGGAUGCGGAAUAAACUCAAGAGGAAUUUCACAAGUACCAGCGGACAAGCAAAAAAUAAAACCCAUGAUCAGGGAGAGAAGAAAAGACUCAAGCAAAAAAGCUCAAGUGCUGCUGAAGACGCUAACUAUCAAAGCCCUAAGAAAGACGAGGAGCAGGAGAAACAUGAGCUUAGCCCUAGUUCUGCUGGUGGAACAUUUUUUGGAAGAUUACAAGAAUUGCGGAGAACGAAAGUCAUGCAAACUCUUGGUCUAGUUGCGCCUUCUGGGUCACCAUUCAAUUAAAUGGAGGCAUUAUCUUCAUAUCUAACAAGCUGGUGGCAACUUUGAAGAUAAUUGAUGUAUUUUGUAUGAGCUUCAAUGUGCUGAAGCUGUAGUGUUGCUGUAACUUUUAGAUCUCAAUUUGGGUGCCAGGUCACUUGUACUUGAUAUCCUUGCAUUCUUAUCUUGUGAGGGCUUUUGACGCAGGCAUUGAAUUGUCACGAGGGAUUUGUGCUGGAAGGGCACUGCAACGAAUUAAAACAUUAGCCGA
Populus trichocarpa (black cottonwood) is the source of this 1400-nucleotide messenger RNA. RefSeq lists its product as uncharacterized. The record is from RefSeq and is a predicted model, not a curated record. The transcript is spliced from 9 exons. NCBI's taxonomy places the organism in Eukaryota, Viridiplantae, Streptophyta, Magnoliopsida, Malpighiales, Salicaceae. Bases 197 to 1153 code for a protein of 318 amino acids.